This is a messenger RNA of Centrocercus urophasianus (Greater sage-grouse), 1788 nucleotides long. RefSeq names its product mahogunin ring finger 1 (gene MGRN1). Gene Ontology annotation, molecular function: ubiquitin protein ligase activity. The transcript is spliced from 17 exons. The coding region runs from base 40 to 1788 and encodes 582 amino acids. The record is from RefSeq and is a predicted model, not a curated record. Gene Ontology annotation, biological process: endosome to lysosome transport; negative regulation of G protein-coupled receptor signaling pathway; protein ubiquitination. NCBI's taxonomy places the organism in Eukaryota, Metazoa, Chordata, Aves, Galliformes, Phasianidae. Gene Ontology annotation, cellular component: nucleus; early endosome; cytoplasm.
GCCGCCGCGUUGCCGUGCCGCCCCCGGGCCGCUGCCGCCAUGGGCUCUCUGCUCAGCCGGCGCAUCGCGGGCGUGGAGGAUAUCGACAUCCAGGCCAACUCGGCCUACCGCUACCCGCCCAAGUCCGGAAACUACUUUGCAAGCCACUUCUUUAUGGGAGGCGAGAAGUUUGACACCCCUCACCCUGAGGGAUACCUUUUUGGUGAGAACAUGGAUCUAAACUUCCUUGGGAAUAGACCUGUUCAGUUCCCAUAUGUGACCCCAGCUCCCCAUGAGCCCGUGAAGACACUGAGAAGCUUGGUGAAUAUCCGCAAGGACUCUCUCCGCCUCGUGAGGUAUAAGGAUGAUGUGGACAGUCCUACUGAGGAGAAUGGGAAGCAGAAAGUCCUGUACAGCCUGGAGUUCACUUUUGAUGCAGAUGCUCGUGUUGCCAUCACAAUCUACUGCCAGGCUACGGAGGAGUUUGUUGGUGGCAUGGCCGUAUACAGCACAAAGAAUCCCUCUCUGCAGUCUGAGACGGUUCAUUACAAGAGAGGGGUAAGCCAGCAAUUCUCCCUGCCUUCUUUCAAGAUUGAUUUCUCAGACUGGAAGGAUGACGAGCUGAACUUUGACUUGGACCGUGGUGUGUUUCCAGUGGUCAUCAGAGCAGUGGUGGAUGAAGGGGAUGUGGUGGUUGAGGUGACAGGCCAUGCCCAUGUUCUUCUGGCUGCAUUUGAAAAGCAUGUUGAUGGCAGUUUCUCCGUGAAGCCAUUAAAACAGAAGCAGAUUGUUGACCGGGUGAGCUACCUGCUUCAGGAGAUCUAUGGCAUUGAGAACAAAAACAACCAAGAGACCAAGCCUUCAGAUGAUGAGAACAGCGACAACAGCAAUGAGUGCGUGGUUUGCCUGUCAGACCUCCGGGACACUCUCAUUCUGCCCUGCAGACACCUCUGUCUGUGUAACUCCUGUGCUGACACCCUGCGCUACCAGGCCAACAACUGCCCCAUCUGCAGGCUGCCCUUCCGUGCCCUGCUGCAGAUUCGAGCUGUGAGAAAAAAGCCAGGGGCUCUGUCACCAGUGUCAUUCAGCCCCGUCCUGGCACAGAGCGUUGACCAUGAUGAGCAUUCUUGUCUCUUUAAACCCCCUAAAGUGAACACUGUCACCCUGCCCAGCAGGAAACCUAAAAGGAAAACAAGCUCUGACAACAUCCCUCCAGGCUAUGAGCCUAUUUCCUUGCUGGAAGCUCUGAAUGGCCUUCGCUCUGUGUCGCCCUCCAUCCCGUCAGCUCCUCUGUAUGAAGAAAUCAACUACUCUGGCAUGGUGGAUGGGAUGCCCCCUGCAAACCGACCGCUGGUUGGGAUGGACAGAGCCGUGGAGAGCAGCCACCAGAAGGGCAAGCGGAGCAAGUCUCCAGAUAGCACACUACGGUCUCCCUCAUCCCCAAUUCACGAGGAGGAUGAAGAGAAGCUCUCCGAGGACUCGGACUCACAGCCAGCACUGGGCGGGGGCGAGCUGGUCCUGAGGGAGACGAGCUCCCCAGAAAGUGUGGCAGGGGAAGAGAUGGAGGACAGCUCAUCCCUGCAGAAAAGUGGCUGUCCUCCCUCUGUCGAAGACGUCCUGCAGGAUGGUGGCUGUGGGGAGCACAGGAGCCUGACGCAGUCAGACGCAGACCCUCCGGUCGAUGUCUACCUGCCAGGUUCGUCCGACUUCACGCAGACGCUGCCCGGCCGCGGCUCCGCCAGCCCCACGCAGCCCCUUCUGUUCGAGCAGAUGCGCCUGCACCUGGAGGACGAGCACCGCCUCUCGUGA